UUGAAUGGUCAAGGCCUGCGGCUGGCUGUUGAUCUUCUUUCUCUGAGGAUGUAACUUUGGCCGUCUGCUGAGAGAAGCGGCGAAGCCGGACCCCGCCUAUCCAGUCGAGAAGUAUGAUUAAAUUGCUUCCUUUCCCUAGAUUUCCUUUAAUUCUGCUGGAGUCUUCGUUUGGAUCCGAUUCCCACUUACUUCCCUUUCUCCUGAAGGCACGUCUCAGAUUCAAACUUGAGGUCCUGAGGUUGCCUUGGGGUAAGUUCAGUUUCCGACGGAAAGGCCAAGCCAAUUCGGGCAAGUACUAUUUAACCUUCAAGCCAAGCUGUGAUUCACCGUUUGGGAAUGCCUCCUUCUCCAAUAUUGAUCCGCUUGGCCGCUGCUGGAAAGGGUGGAGGAGGUUGUGAAAGCUGGACCCUCCGUGGUGUACCUGUGUAGAUGACGUUCUCCUUUCUUAGUUAGGUUUUAUGUUUUCUUAGAGAGAACUCGGAGACCAUGUCUGCAGAAUUCUUUACAUCUACAAGAGAGAAGAGAAGCACUGGCUCAGGACCUAGUUUUAGGUCUAAUCAGAGGAAGGUAUUAAACCUGCUCCUGGAGAGAGAUACUUCCUUUACCAUCUGUUCAGAUCUCCCUAGAACUCCAGUGGAGAAACUUUUUGGUGAUUCUGCAGACUCAAGCAUUUUGUCUGGAGGAACUCCAAAGCGUUGCCUUGAUCUUUCAAAUCUUAGCAGCGGGGAGAUGUCUGCCACUCAGUUUACCACUUCUACAGACCUUGAUAAAACUGGUCCCUUGGAUUCUUCAGUACCUGAGGAAAUACAGUUAGCUGGAAUGAAUUAUCAUCAACAACUUAUAAAAUGCAGCUCAGCACACCUGCUUUGCAGCACCCCGAAUACCUUGAACUGUGGCUACAGGAAGAAAGCUACUGUAUGCAGCUCAUCUGCAAAUAAAGAAAAUGAAAACAGUACUUCAAAGCCCUUGGAGUGGUGGACGCCCAGGAACCUGAGGUUUCAAAAGAGACCACAGGGACCUUACAUGUCUCCUCUUUCUCUACUGGACAAUGGAAACUUGGUGGAAAGUGAAAUGAAACAUCUGGGCAGUCCCAUUACUACAGUUUCAAAAUUAGAUCAAAAUCCAAAGCUAGGAGAAGACCAAGCAGAGGAGAUUUCAGAUGAAUUGAUGGAGUUUUCUCUGGAAGAUCAAGAAGAGGCCAAGGCAUCUCUGAACAGAAGCUGCCUGUAUCGCUCCUUUUCAUUGCCAGACAGUUUGAACAGUCCAAGACUGAAGCAGGUGGUAAAAUUCAAGGACAACACAAUACUAGAUAAAGUGAAAAUGAAGUAUUGUUCUAGCCAGAAAGAGCUCGGGAAGGGCUUAGGUUUAAAGAAAAUGGCCUCUCUCUGUGACAUUAAUAUGACUCAGAUGCUGGAGGAAGAUUCUAACCAGGGACCUCUGAUUGGUGAUUUCUCCAAGGUGGCUGCCUUACUGUUGGGGAAGUUCCAGGGUCUGAUUGAGAAAUUUUAUGUGAUUGAUUGCCGCUAUCCAUAUGAGUACCUGGGAGGACACAUCCAGGGAGCCAUAAACUUGUACAGUCAAGAAGAACUGUAUAAGUUCUUUCUGAAGAAGCCCAUUGUCCCUUUGGAUAACCAGAAAAGAAUAAUCAUCGUGUUCCACUGUGAAUUCUCCUCAGAGAGGGGUCCCCGAAUGUGCCGCUCUCUGAGAGCAGAGGACAGAGCCCUGAACCGGUACCCUGCACUGUACUACCCAGAGCUGUAUAUCCUCAAAGGGGGCUACAGAGACUUCUUUCCAGAAUAUAUGGAGCUGUGCGAACCACAGAGCUACUGCCCUAUGCAUCACCAGGACCAUAAGGCUGAGCUGCUGAGGUGUCGAAGCCAGAGCAAAGCAUGGGAAGGGGAGCGGCAUCUGCAGGAGCAGAUUGCCUUACUGGUGAAGGACGUGAGCCCAUGAUAUCAGAUUAGCUGCUGGUGCCCAGGAAUUAUCAAAAAACACUGUAGAAACCCUGAGCAGAAAGAGACCAUCUUCUAUGCAGCUAAACCCAAGAUGUUAAAAGAUGUCUGCAAACCAACAGGCUGCCAAACUAGUGAAAUCCCAGGCCUGAAGAUUGCUAGGUUUCCAUAGAGCUACUGGCUGAUGGUGAAGCCCUGGAGCUGGCUCUCUGAGGCUGUAGUCUUGGGGUGCAUAGAGAUUUGUGUUGCUUCAGGGAGCUGUUGCAUUCCUCUUCCUAACUAUAUGCCGGAUCCUUCUCUUCCUCUCUUCUGGCUAUUCACGAGAGAGUUGCCCAUCUUCUUUCUCUAUAUUUUCCUUCUUUGUUUCCCUCUCUCUCCUUUUUUUUUAAAUGGGAAAAUAAACAUUGCAGAAUGAGAAAUGUGGUGAGUGCAGUCUGCUUCUAGAAGAUCUGUAUAAGGAAGUAAUCACCAAAUUGAACUCCCUUCAGACAAACGCGAAGCCAUCUCUUUUCAUAGCUGAGGCCAAGGGGCUUUUCUCCAGAUCAUGGUUCUCAAAGUUUGGGCCCUGGUCCAUCAAGCAUUAUCUGAACUUGUUUGAAAUGCAAAAUUUCAUGGCCCGCCCCACACCUACUAAAUCAGAACAUUUGAGGUUAGGGUUUAAAAAUCUACCUUUCAGGUGAUUCUGAUUCCUGCCAAGCCUUGAGAACUGCUGCUCAGGAAUUAAGGAAAACCUUUUAAACUGCAUUAUUCAGCAAUAUUCCAGGCUCUUCUUUCCUAGACUGUUCCAUGGUAUGAGUUGCUUAA
This is a messenger RNA of Vicugna pacos (alpaca), 2756 nucleotides long. NCBI's taxonomy places the organism in Eukaryota, Metazoa, Chordata, Mammalia, Artiodactyla, Camelidae. The record is from RefSeq and is a predicted model, not a curated record.